This is a messenger RNA of Pseudophryne corroboree (corroboree frog), 591 nucleotides long. RefSeq names its product olfactory receptor 5V1-like. The transcript has a single exon. Gene Ontology annotation, cellular component: membrane. The coding region runs from base 1 to 591 and encodes 196 amino acids. Gene Ontology annotation, molecular function: olfactory receptor activity. NCBI's taxonomy places the organism in Eukaryota, Metazoa, Chordata, Amphibia, Anura, Myobatrachidae. Gene Ontology annotation, biological process: G protein-coupled receptor signaling pathway. The record is from RefSeq and is a predicted model, not a curated record.
AUGGCAUAUGACAGAUACUUGGCUAUCUGUAAUCCUCUGCGUUAUAAUGGUAUCAUGACUCGACGGACCUGCAUUACAUUUGCAGGUACAUGCUGGGUGACUGGUUUUCUAGCACCAUCUAUUCCUACUACAUUUCUAAUUUGUCUCCCUUUCUGUGACUCAAAUGUUAUUGAUCAUUUCUUUUGUGACGCCCCACCACUGCUAAAACUCUCCCGUCAAAAUAUCAACACCAAUGAAGUCAUUAAUUUUAUUCUGGGUUCAAUGAUUCUAUUAACUUCUUUUUUGUGUUCAAUGAUUUCUUAUAUCAAUAUAAUCUCUACAAUACUUAACAUCCCUACUGCUGAUGGCCGUAAGAAGGCUUUUUCCACCUGUGCUUAUCACCUGAUCAUUGUAACUAUAUUCUAUAGCACCACCAUCUUCACCUACGUUAGACCAAGAACCCUCAAUGCUUUCAAUUUUAACAAGAUUGUUUCUCUAAUUUACUCUGUGAUCACCCCAAUGAUCAAUCCUUUUAUCUACAGCUUAAGAAAUAAUGAUAUAAGGCAGGCACUGAAAAAAGCUGUAAAACUCAAAUAUGCAAUUCGUAACUGA